This is a messenger RNA of Dermacentor andersoni, 1744 nucleotides long. RefSeq names its product ipis-1-like. The record is from RefSeq and is a predicted model, not a curated record. NCBI's taxonomy places the organism in Eukaryota, Metazoa, Arthropoda, Arachnida, Ixodida, Ixodidae. Gene Ontology annotation, molecular function: serine-type endopeptidase inhibitor activity.
UAUCCGUGGUAUAACAACAAAAAGGAGGAGGAGGAUGCCGAUCUCACUGUGGGCUGUCACCGCUAACAAAAUUUUUAGCAUGGUUACGGUAGAACACCUCAGCCCCUUGACGGGCUUCUCGUGCACAACCACAAUUUCCGUCGUAAGGAACCGAAAAAGAAAAGGUAAGAAGUGGAAGACGGCGCUAAAGACAGGUGGCAAGCACGCGAACGGGCCACGUGUCAGCGCGAGCCUGGAAGGAAAGAAGCAGAAGGAGCUCUUGACGGCGGUCGCCAUAGCUUCGCGAUGCGCCAGUUCUUCCAGAACCUCUGCUCGUUCGGCUCCCGUGCGCAGCGCAACCAGCUGGACCGGGAUCAGCCGCCUUCGCGCGCCGUCUCCCGGUUGACCACCCCCGUGGCAGCCGUGCACUCGCGUUCGCUCGCCCAUUCGAUAUUGGGCUUCGCCGUGGACCUCUACCGGCAGCUGUCGCUUGCCGCCGGUAAUGCUGGCGGCCAACCUAGCAUCAGCAUUGACAACGGCGGCGGCAAGGACGGUGUGGCCACUGCCACUGUGGCCCCGGACAACCUGGUAUUCUCGCCGUUGGCAGUGGCUGCCGCUCUGUCCAUGACCCUGGCGGGCGCCCGCUACCGCACGGCCAAGGAACUGGCGUCGGCGCUUCACGUGUGCGACGACGACCAGGUCCACGGCCAGUUCGCCGCGCAGCUGUCGCAAUCCGCGAGCCGGGCGCUGAAAGUCACCUUCGAGGUGACCAACCGCAUGUACGCCGACCGGCAGUACCACGUGCUCGAGGGCUACCUGUCCUUCCUGCGAGACACGUACGGCGACGGCACCGUGCGCUCCGUGGGCUUCGCCGAGCACCACCGCGAGGUGCGCGCCGAGGCCAACGAGUGCGUGGCCCGGCUCACCGCCAACGCGGUGCGCGAGCUCCUGGCCGCCCACAGCAUCGGCCCCGGCACGGCGCUGGCGCUCGUCAGCGCCGCGUACUUCUGCGGCGCCUGGGAGUCGCCCUUCCAGCCGGGGUUCACGGGGCCCGACGAAUUCUACGUGGACUCCGAGACCGUGGUGCGCGUGGACAUGAUGACGCAGAUGCACUCGUUCGCCAUGUCCCACUGCGACCAGCUGCAGGCCACCGCGCUCGAGAUGCCGCACCUGGGCGGGAAGACCGCGAUGAUCUUCGUCCUCCCCGACGAGAUGGGCGGGCUGCGCGCCCUGGAGCAGAACCUGACCGCGGCCCUCCUGUCGGAUCUGCUGCACGGCCUGCGCGAGAAGCCCAACGUGAUGCUCAAGCUGCCCAAGUUCGUGGUGCAGCAGAGCCUGAGGCUGCGCGACGCCCUGGGCGCCAUGGGCGUCCGCGAGCUGUUCACGAGGCGGGCCAACCUUUCGGGCAUCUUCGAGAGCGGGAGCCCCGCUCUGUGGGACGUCUUCCACGGCGCCUUUCUGGACGUGAACGAAGAAGGCGUGGUGUCCACGGCUCCUGGGACCGACUACGUACCCGGGGGCGGGCCCGGGAUGGGCAACAUCACCCAUUUCGCCGUUAACCGGCCCUUCAUGUUCCUCGUCGGGCCCAGGCAGACGGGCAUCGUCUUCCUGAUGGGCUCCGUGCGAAGACCGUGAGCCCGCGCCGUGACCCGUGUCUGGUGCCGCCCCAGCGCGCGGGGCAAAUCGGGCAAAUCUUCCAAUUCCGCCACGUCUGCGUUUUCGGCGAAUCAGACGUGACGGGAUGACGAAUUUGGCAACAUGGCGG